Molecule: messenger RNA, 3431 nt
Organism: Notothenia coriiceps (black rockcod)
Lineage: Eukaryota; Metazoa; Chordata; Actinopteri; Perciformes; Nototheniidae
Product: mitoferrin-2-like
Exons: 4
Coding region: 181-1374 (397 amino acids)
Biological process (GO): iron import into the mitochondrion
Cellular component (GO): mitochondrial membrane
Molecular function (GO): ferrous iron transmembrane transporter activity
Source: RefSeq, a predicted model, not a curated record
UCCCGGUUCCUGGACCAUCCACAGCUGCCCGCUGCGCAGUAAUAGCGACCCGCCAAGAACGCUCUCGGGCUGGGUGGAUACAUUAUACAGCCGGGAAGACUUCACACCACCCGGCGGGUCGCUAGGACUCGUCGAUUUUAACCCACUUUAAGCGGCGGACUACUCUUUUCCACCACCAAAAUGGAAGCGGACGCGUUUGUGUCCCGGAGAACCGCCAUGGAAACACCAGGCGUCGACAGCCGGGUUUCGAGCGCUGCAGCCGGGGCAGAGUUUCGAUGGAUGGGCAACAGACUGCUGGACGCCACGGGGGGAUUUGUCGGCUCUCUUUCACCGAGAAUGCCAGGGGAACCGGACUUUACCCCAGUUGUGCAUCGUGUGGAGACCUCCGUGGAGCCAGAAAUAGACUAUGAAGGGCUUCCUCAGGGAUCCGCCACCAGCACACACAUGCUGGCUGGAUCCGUGGCUGGAAUCAUGGAGCAUUGCCUUAUGUACCCCAUCGACUGUGUCAAGACCCGGAUGCAGAGCCUCCACCCGGAGCCCGGCGCUCGCUACCGGAACGUGAUGGACGGGCUGCGGCAGAUCGUGCGGACGGAGGGCGUGUGGCGGCCAAUCAGAGGCGUGAACGUGCUGGCUGUGGGGGCGGGGCCUGCACACGCUCUCUACUUCGCCUGCUACGAGAAGAUCAAGCUCUCGCUCAGCGACGCCAUUCACCCCGGAGCCAACAGCCACUUCGCUAACGGAGCGGCGGGCUGCAUGGCGACCGUGCUGCACGACGCCAUCAUGAACCCAGCAGAAGUUGUGAAGCAGCGAAUGCAGAUGUUUAACUCUCCGUAUCGAGGCGUUCUUCACUGCAUGGGCUCCCUGUGGAGACACGACGGCCCGGCGGCUUUCUACCGCAGCUACACCACGCAGCUCACCAUGAACGUGCCCUUCCAGGCGCUUCACUUCAUGACGUACGAGUAUCUGCAGGAGCUCCUGAACCCCCACAGACAGUACAACCCUUCCUCUCACGUGGUGUCCGGAGCUCUCGCUGGAGCCAUCGCUGCCGCCGUCACCACACCUCUGGACGUCUGUAAAACCCUCCUCAACACGCAGGAAGCUCAGGCUAUCCACGUGAUCGAGGCGGAGGCAGCGACAGCAGCUGUGGGAGCGGUGGGAACGGCCGCCGGGAGUCGACAUAUCUCCGGUUUGACCGAGGCGUGUCGGACUGUGUACAGGAUGGGAGGCGUGCCGGCGUUUUUCAAAGGCGUCCAAGCGAGGAUUAUCUAUCAGAUGCCGUCCACCGCCAUCAGCUGGUCCGUCUACGAGUUCUUCAAAUACAUCAUCACCAAGCGGCAGCACGAGAGACGGCUGCGGGGAGACGGAGAUAAAUAAACAAACAUCGGGAGCAGCAGAGGGUCAUGGCACUGUACCGAUAAGGUUUAAACUUUGACUUUUAAAAAGCUCCAGAGUUUUAGAUUCGUCGAGCUCACUCCUAAUUUGUUUUCUGAGAUCUGUUCAGCGUGUUCAGAAGCAAAGAAGCAGCUGGAAUACUUCAUUAUUAGUGUGUGAAAUGUCCUUAAAACACCCAUUGGUUUAAAAGGGGUCUCCGAGUGGCACACAGGAAGUCCUGGGUUUCACUGAACAAGCCCCAUUCACUUCUGAUGCUUUAACAACUUCACAAAGUCAUUAUGUAUUGGCUUUCAAAAAGCUUAUUAUUCCCUUAAGGUAACGCACCGUAAUAGAAAAGCUUUGUUAGGACAUGUUUGAGUGCAGUUUUGAUUCGUCCCUGAACUCAAGUGCAUUGGAUUUGAUCAAAACAAGGUUAGGGUACUGAUUUGAGCUUUGAUUGGAAAGUGUUAACACUCACUUCAAAUGUAUUGUGUAGAAAUGAGAGCAUUUUUACAACAAAAGCGCUAUAUAUCCUACACUGUAUGAGAGGUCAGCAUUUUAAACGCACAGUUACUAAGAGUGUUUUUAGGUUCAGAGACGAAACAAAAGUUCUUCAUAAACGCUCUGUACUGCACACCUCUUGAAAGUGUGACACCAUAUUACCUUCUGACCACAAGGGGGCGCCCAACACCAGCGUCAUACAACUGAGAGGAAACAGGAAGUAAGUGUGCUGGUGUACAGAAACCAGGAGCUAAAACGUGUGUGUGUGUGUGUGUGUGUGUGUGUGUGUGUGUGUGUGUGUGUGUGUGUGUGUGUGUGUGUGUGUGUGUGUGUGUGUGUGUGUGUGUGUGUGUGUGUGGCGACUCGGACCAUUUCACCUCAACUGUCAUAACAUUUUAAGGUGUGUUUUAAAAACGUGAUUCUUAAGGUUUCUUUGAAUGAACACAUGACAUAUUUACAGCUUCGUGGUGUCUCAUCUGUGUCUUUACACCGGGUGCUUUCAAAUCCACACACACAUGUUUCUGCUGCAGAUUGUAUAUGCUGCACACACACAGACACAGACACACACACACGCUCAUGCUGGUACAAGUUUAAAUUAGAUUUUUGUUCUAAAACAACAUACCAGUUUUAUGGAAAGUGCUGCAUCCUAAAGUGUCCGUGCUUCUUUCUAAUGAAAAUCCCUUGCUUUAGGAAAUGUAAAAACUCAACAAACUUGAAGUUUCACGCAGGAAAGUGUUUGUCAACUCACUAAAAUAACUGAAAAGUUGAAUUUAAUCACAUUUAUUUAUUGUAUUAGGGUUGGUUGAAAGCAUUAAUGUGUUCAUUUAAAAGUAAUAUUAUUGCUUCCAACUCACCUAAUAUAUAAUAUAUAUAUUAAUGGCAAAAUAAAUGUAAUUAAACGCUUUGGAAGAAGAUCAUUUUAGUUUGAUUCUAUAUUUUUUAAACGCACAGCAUCCUAGCAAUUAAUAUUAUGGUCUUUAUGAUUGGUAAGGACAACGAGAAGUUCUAAAAUAGAGAAUAAAGUAACAUGACUUGUACACAUGCCUUCAGUUAGCCGCCGUACAUCAACGCACAACUAAUACAAAGAUAUCCUCAGAUAGAGAUGUGAUAUUGGGUUUUUAAGCCAUAAAAGAGGAUGAAAUUGUACAUAAUAUAUAGCGUGUAUAUAUAUAUAUAUAAAAGUAUAUAUAAAUACAGAUAAACACAUACUAAGUUUUAAAUGCUGAAAAAUACAAAACUAAAAGGUUGUAGCUAAAACAUUCUGGGAGGAAGCGACAGGAAGGAUGCUCCCCUAAGGUGCAACAAAGGAAACCUGGUUACUUUGAGGACGCAGAAAAGUAAUAAGUAUUAAAAGAAGAUUGUGCUGUUGCUCGUGUGAAGUGUCCUGACAGGGGAACCACAGACUGAGAGCAACUCUGUCAGGUGACGACUAAUGUGAAACGCUGGAACUUGUUAAAGAUGACUCCUGUAUUUUGUGAACUGUAAAUAAAGUCGCUCCGGCAGCUCCUCGCAGAAGCAGGGUCUUCUCUUGGUGCUGGUCUCCAAGCGUGAAGAAUCAA